This is a messenger RNA of Ilex paraguariensis (yerba mate), 194 nucleotides long. NCBI's taxonomy places the organism in Eukaryota, Viridiplantae, Streptophyta, Magnoliopsida, Aquifoliales, Aquifoliaceae. The record is from the annotation of a GenBank genome assembly.
AUGGCGAAAUAUUCAUGCGACGACGCCAUUGAAGGACUCAAGAAGCUUCUGAGCAAAAAAGGUAACCUAGAAAGUGUUGCCGCGGCAAAGAUCAAGCGACUAACGGACGAGUUGAAGGUGACCGCUGAAAAGCCGUUCAACCCGGUUGAGAAGAUAAAAAUCGGGUUCACCCACUUCAGGAAAGAAAAAUUCGA